UGGUCAGAGUUAGCCCGUCGGUGAAGUAGCAGUAAGGCUGCAUGGGGUUUAGUCCACCCCUACAACUGGUCGGUGGUACAUUCCGGAGGCGGUAUAAGCCCGUGUUGCUGGCGCGCUUGGCUUUCAGUAGUAGUAAGUGGGGAGAGCGGUGGUGUUGUCGGCAGGAUAAUAGCAGACAGUAUGUAUAAGCCCCUGAAAAGCCGCCAGAGUGAGCGCAGGUCUCCACCGCCCUCCAAUUGGUCUCAGGGAAGCAGUCAAGUGUCGGAUUAUUACUUUAAACGGCGUGAGGAUGAGCGUUUAUCAGACACUGUUGAUGCAAAGCAUGUUAAAGAGCCGAACAGAUGCCAUGACAGGUGUCCACCCCCAUCCCGUUGGUCUCAGGGACGCAAGCGGCAUUCAGAUGGUAACUUUAGACGUCAUGAUGAUGAAGAAUCCACAAUCUUUGAUGAAAAGCAUGCCACAGAAUCAAAUGCGCGUCCUGAAAGCUUCACCACCCCAGAAAGCCACAAGCCAGUGUCCAGAUGCAAAGACUGGGGUACUGCAGUGGAAGAGGAAGAGUCGCUGAAGGAAACAGUGGAAAAAGAUCUGGCCAGGUACAAGCGAAAGCUGCUAAUUAAUGACUUUGGUACAAGAGAAAGAAGAGGGUCCUCUGCAAGCUCUGAUUCAAAAGACUCUUCUACUCAUGGAGAAAUGGAAACAGACCAGGAAGUUCUCACUAGAAGACAGAAGCAGAUCAACUAUGGAAAAAACACAAAUGCAUAUGACCUAUACCUGAAAGCUGUACCAAGACACACAAGACAGCCAGGCGUUCAUCCACGAACCCCCAAUAAAUUUAAGAAAUACAGCCGCAGGUCAUGGGACCAACAGAUCAAGCUUUGGCGUAUUAAGCUACAUGCAUGGGACCCUGUGGAGGAGGGGGAUGACCUGCAGCCGUUUACUGAAGACAUGGUCUGCACAACUGAGGACACCACAGCGGAAGAUCUUUUUACAGGCACUCCGACCAAGGUCAGGAAAGUUGACGCUGAGGGAGACUUUGAUCUGGACGCUUGUUUGCAAGAUACAGGGGAUGCCCAAUGGCUGAACUAGGCGAUAGUCUGACAAGGUUACAGUUCCUCCAAAGCUCGUAUGCACUGUACAUAAGUGUUUCCUGUAAAUUCCCAGCGGAUGGCGCUCCUACCUGUUCUGCAGACUUGCUGGACUCUAACUCCAAUCUAUUCAAGAUAUUUGAGCUGGCAGCUAUAUCUUAAAGCACUUGAUAAUAGCACAGCGGCAGCAUUUAGCUGUGGUCACUGGAUGGCAAUGCUGGAUUAGCAGAAUUCAGAGCGGAUGCAUCUUUUAACUGUCUUUAAAGGACAACAUUGCAGAACAGUUUCCUGGUUAUGCUUUGUCAUUAAACAAGUGGUUUGUCUCAGGUAAUCUUAAAACAUUAGUUGGCUACUUAUGUAGUAGGUUGGUGUUCAGUUCUCGACCUGCUAGCAUUAUCAUACCUUUGCUGUUUGCGGUGUUUUAAAAUCGUUUCCCAAAGGAAGACCCCCAAACACUUUCUGCUUUUGGUUUCUUUCUGUUUUUGUUAACAGUUCACCUUUUUGUCUAUAGUUUGUGGUUUUUUUAAGAGAUUUUACCUUACUAAAAAGUUGCUAUUUCAGUCACUCAUUGUAUAAGAGUCCACAUAACGGGAGGGAAGCUGUUAGAAUACCGCUAAUCGGGAUCCCGGCAGUCACAAUGCUGACGCUGGAAUCUUGACUAGCGGUAAAAUGCUAACGUUGGAAUCCUGGCGACAUGGGCUAUUCUUUGGCAAGCCACUGUGCUUGCCCUGCUGCUGGCAUAAUGGCGGACGGGAUCCCAUCCGCCGGCCUUUCAUACUGAUCCCUAAUAGACAGACAAUAGACAAUGGGCAGUGACCAGAUAAGUCGGACUAUUAAGUUUGGAUUUUAAACCCAGAAACUGUUUGACAUUUGUCCUUAGCACCUGGUGCUGUUUGUGGCAUUUGUCAGCUGUGGCUUGUCAACACUUCAAUAAAUAACUUGUGAGAACUGAUGCUCUGGAAGUGGCAAGAUGUAGUUACUCAGAUCAUAAGUCUAGGUUUAAAGGAAAUAUAGAUUUUUAUAGCAGUGUGCACAUAAUGGGUUUAACUCCCUUUAUUAUUUUUUUUGGAAACUGUAAAUUGAAACCUAAACCAUAGGUUGCCUUGUUACAAUAUAGCAUCUUCUUGCAAUCGUUCAAUGCUUUCUUGUACAUGUAAUCUAUUUCUGCAAUAAGGAACCCUCCAGUAAUCUGGGAUAGUUGGGACUAGAUUUCCAUGUAAUGAAGACUUAAUCUUAUUGUCCCAAAGACAACCGCAAAGUGAUGGCCCUAUCUUUCCAUUAACAUGGCACAUUUAUUGCUUAUCCUGCUGCCCAAAUACAGUAGUGACUCAUUUGGUAAUGAAUGUAUAAAGGAAGACGUAUAUUCAUUGGGGGAAUCCGUUGUUGCACUGGCUGUGCACACUAUCUCCUGUCUAAAGUGACAGGAAAUUGCAGGGGGUAAUUCUAUUGUGUUUAUAUAACACUUGUCUUGCCCAAACAGAUGGGAUUAGUCAUGUAAAACUGCUGAAUGUGCUGGGCUUAAAGUGUAAAGUAUUUGGGCGCCCAACAGGUCACUUAGCUCAUUUCAGAUCACCUCUGGAGGCUGCAAGCUGAGUUGUCACUGGCGUUUGUGCCCAAACGUACCAACACUUGUGGCGGGAACAGUAAAUGCCUGCUUUCAGGAUACAGAAGCCAAAAUCCUGGCACACCAUGGCUAUUCCCACUCGUGCAACCUGAAAUGUGCGCACGUCUGCACUUCCGACAUCCAAAAAGGAGUCAGGAUGUCCAAAGAUUGGAUUAGCUGUGCAACUGUCACUUAUGGGUGGACACGCUACACUGCUGGGUGCCCACAAGAACAAUGUAAAUCUUCCCCCGCCCCUCGUGUGAGAAUUGGGACUAAACUUUUGGACCAUAUUGUACUACAUUGUGGUAGGCCCCAUCACUCAUACCAGGAAUUUCUGCUGGAGCUGGUCUCUAGAUCAGGACUGCUAGUCUGGUACUAUAGGACUGAUAGUGCCGUGCUCACUGCAGGUGCAUUUACAACAUCUGCGUGCAUAUAUAGCCCAUUGUGCAAAUUAUAAAUCUUGAUCCACAAAUCUGGUAGUUGGAGUGGUGCCCCCUUAGUGUCUACUAUAUUUCUCUAACGUCCUAGUGGAUGCUGGGGACUCCGAAAGGACCAUGGGGAAUAGCGGCUCCGCAGGAGAC
Pseudophryne corroboree (corroboree frog) is the source of this 3269-nucleotide messenger RNA. It is a transcript of the gene SLBP, whose product is annotated as stem-loop histone mRNA binding protein. Lineage: Eukaryota; Metazoa; Chordata; Amphibia; Anura; Myobatrachidae. The coding region runs from base 181 to 1086 and encodes 301 amino acids. Gene Ontology annotation, molecular function: histone pre-mRNA stem-loop binding; mRNA binding. The transcript has 9 exons. Gene Ontology annotation, cellular component: cytoplasm; histone pre-mRNA 3'end processing complex. Gene Ontology annotation, biological process: mRNA 3'-end processing by stem-loop binding and cleavage; mRNA transport. The record is from RefSeq and is a predicted model, not a curated record.